Molecule: messenger RNA, 3732 nt
Organism: Rhinichthys klamathensis goyatoka
Lineage: Eukaryota; Metazoa; Chordata; Actinopteri; Cypriniformes; Leuciscidae
Product: integrin alpha-X-like
Exons: 32
Coding region: 40-3606 (1188 amino acids)
Biological process (GO): cell-cell adhesion; cell adhesion mediated by integrin; integrin-mediated signaling pathway
Cellular component (GO): external side of plasma membrane; integrin complex
Molecular function (GO): integrin binding
Source: RefSeq, a predicted model, not a curated record
UUGGCACCUUUCAUACCACUCCUGUCUCGUGACCCUGAUAUGACCAUGGACUGGGAUUUCUGCAUCUGUUUGUACCUGUUUUGUGCAUUUCAGUCAGUGCUGAUGUUCAACAUCGACCCUGUGACCUGGAAAUACUUCACAAGAAAUAAUGAUGUUGGCUUUGGCUACAGAGUCAUACAGAGAGAUCCAUCUAGUUUGCUUGUGAGUGAUCCUUUAGUACAAUACAGCAGCGAUGCAAGAGGACAAGUUUAUAGUUGUGCAAUUUCACAGGAAACUUGCCUGCCGGUGACAAUUAAUGUGCCUUCUGAAGCUGUUAACAUGUCUCUUGGGCUUUUUAUGACUAAGGAUACACAAUCUUCUAAUUCAGUGGUUUGUGGUCCAACCAUUCCUAAGGACUGCAAAAUAAUUACUACCCUCAAUGGUAUGUGCUUUAAUAUCAGUGGAAACAAUGUAGUGAGUGCACCUAUACCACGUGCUUUGAGAAGCUGCCCUCUAGAAAUCGAUAUUGCUUUUCUAAUGGACGGCUCUGAGAGUGUAGAAGACCCAGAUUUCAUUAGAAUGAAAACUUUUGUUAUAACCAUAAUCCAGAGUUUUUCCAAGUGCAAUUCUCAGUUUGCUGUUGCACAGUUCUCCACUGAUAAUGAAAUUCACUCCAAGUUUGAAACAGUUAAAGACAUUCAUUCAUGGAGGACAAGAAUAGGAGAGAUAAAACAGCAAAGAGGAUGGACCUACACUGCAAAGGCUAUAAAUAAACUUAUGGAUGAGCUCUUCAUAGCUGAAGGAGGGGUGAGGCAAUCAUCAAUUAAAAUCUUAAUUGUUAUCACUGAUGGUAGAUCAAAUGAUGAACCUCAUCUCAGAGGUGCUGUUGAAAAGGCAAAAAAGAAGAAUAUCAUCCGAUUUGCUGUUGGGAUCGGUGAAGCUUUUGAUGAUCCACGCACAAAGCAACAGUUAGAAAUUAUUGCAUCUGCUCCUGUUGCUGAACAUGUGUUUAACGUGACUGACUUCGACGCAUUGGACAGUAUCCGUGAACAACUGGAAGAGAACAUUGCAAUCGAAGGAGUCCAGUCCACUGGUGAUUCUGCUGAAAUGGAGUUUGCACAAGAUGGAUUUAGUGCAGUGUUUACAUCGAAUGUAAGCCUGAUCAUGAGUUCUGUGGGAGCUUUCCAAGGGAAGGGCGGAUAUCAAGAACAGUAUCAAAAUGACCAAUCAUCAGACUUCCAUGUGGGAAGUGAGCAAGAUAGUUACUUGGGUAAGACCUUGCUCAAACAGAUAAAAAUGCAUAAAAUUGGCCAUACAUUUAUUGAGGUCAUCUACAAUCUAAAUAAAAGGAUACUGUGGUUGUCUGAUGGUGAAUUUGAUUAUCUUAUGUUUUUUAAAGGUUAUUCAAUGACAGUAGCAACACGGUCUAAAAAAAAGUUUGUGAUUCUGGGAGCACCAAGAUACAGGCAUAAAGGACAAGUGAGCAUUUCAAUAAUUGGAGUUAACAAAACAAACCUGCUGGUGGAGUCACCCAAGUCUCAGAUUGGUUCAUACUUUGGGGCUGAGGUCUGUGUGGUUGAUCUGAACUCUGACGCAAAAACAGAUCUUCUAUUAAUAUCUGCACCAACGUAUAUAGACUACCAUUCUGAAGGCAGAGUUUUUGUGUACUUUUAUUCUCGGCAGCCAUACUUCACUUUUUCUGUGGUGCUGGUGGGCAUGGCAGGUCAGAGGGGUCGGUUUGGCUCUUCUCUGGCCAGUCCAGCAGAUCUGAAUGGUGAUGGUUUCAUGGAUGUGCUGAUUGGAGCUCCUUUAGAAGAGGAUGGACAGGGCAGCAUCUACAUCUUCAAUGGCGGAAUAGAUCAAAUAAAUCCCAAAUAUUCACAGAGAAUUACUGGAUCAGCUGUGCGCUCAGGUUUACAUUUUUUUGGACUUGCUCUUAGUCAGUCCUCCCUAGAUCACAGUGGAGACAGUCUACCAGACAUUGCUGUUGGAUCAAAAGGAGCAGUUUUGCUUCUUAGGUCCAGACCAAUAGUGUCUGUGGAUGUGAAAGUAACCUACAGCCCAUCCAAAAUUUCAACAGUUGAAGCAAACUGCACCAGGCCACUGGAAAACACCUUGACAGUGUGCUUCAAAAUGAGUGGAUACAAACAAGCUUUAACAGAUUUGGCUGCAAAUAUUAGCUAUAGGUUCAAGCUGGAUGCCAAGCGACAUAACCACCGAGCAUACUUCUUACCCAAAAAUCGUGUCCUCAGUAAUGUUGUAAAUGUUACACUAGAGGAGGUAUGCAAAGACCAUCCUUUCCUUAUAGAGUCUUGCACAGAGGACUCUCUCAACCCACUGCUUAAUGAAUUAAUGUUCACUUUUGAGGGUCUGCCCUCCCAAAGUCUGGAGAACUUAAAGCCUGUUCUCUUACCAUGGAUUAAGAACACUACAUUAUGGAUGUUAAAUUAUGAGAUAAACUGUGGAUCAGACAACCUUUGUGUUGACAACCUCAAAGUGGACUUCAGCUUUGAUGGAUCUACAAACAUAGAGGUUGGGAUAAUGCAGGAGCUCAACGUGACCGUGUUUGUAGAGAACAGAGGAGAAAACUCAUACAAUACUCUCUUCACCCUCAGCUACCCCUUUGGACUUUCCUACAGGAGAAUUAUGCCUCGAGUGGGCAGAGUGGAUUGCCGUUCUUUAGAUGGCAUGCAAGGAGUUUCAGCAGGGGAGACCAUCUGUCGAGUCAACAACCCUCUAUUUGGAGGAAACACUUCUGUGAAUAUAAUGGUAGUUCUUCAGGAGGCCGUGUUUCACAUUAUUUACAGUAUUAAUAAAGAAAGUCAUUUUGACCAAAAGGUGACAUUCAAUGCAUCUGUUACCAGUGGAAAUACAAAUCACUCUGAAAACAGUGAACUAUUAAAAACGAGAAACAUCAGUGUAAAACAUGCAAUCUAUGUUGCCUUGUUGAGACAUACGGAUUCCAGCAUUUACAUAAAUUUCACGAGUGGAAAAAACAAUCUGGGAAAACCAGUGAAACAGAUAUUGGAGGUGAAGAAUGAGUUUAGAGAGCUAAAUUUAACAGUUUUCAUUAGAGUACCUGUAAAACUGGGAGCUGAAAACAUCUGGGCUGACAAUAAGUUGAAGAUUCCAGAUUGCUUUAGGGAAGAAGAUGAACAACCCACCACUAGUGAUUUUCUUAAAGUGCUCAAAAAGAAAAAUGUAUUUAACUGCUCUGUGGCGGUGUGUGCAGUGUUCAGGUGUGAUGUGAAUCUGAUGAGAAAUGAAAGGAAGUUCUAUAAUAUCUCUAGCAAUGUGAGCUCUGGAUGGAUUGAGCAGAUCGGGGCUAGGUCUGCUUCUUUUGAGUUGGUCAGUACAGCAUCUCUGAAUUAUGAUGAGGACAAAUAUACGUACUUCUCUGAUUCUCUCAGCUCUGCACCAGUUUGCGAGGUGAACACUCAGGUGGAGGUCUAUGAAGAACCCAGCCUCCUAAAGGAGGUCAUUGUAGGAGUUAUUGGAGGACUGUUGAUCAUCUCACUCAUCACAGCCACCCUCUAUAAGUCUGGGUUUUUCAAAAGAAAGGCCAAGCAGCAGAUAAAGGAUUUAACACAAGAAGCUGAUGAACUGGAAUAUCUAGAUAGAAAUUAAUGCAGCAUCGAUUUAUUACUUUUUUUCACUUCUAAUGCUUCCAUCAAAAUGAACAGAUGUACAAAAAUGUAAUAGUCAAUUGAUUCAAAUAAUAAUGAUUCAUUUCAUGAUUCUUUGUUUCUAACA